Molecule: messenger RNA, 1855 nt
Organism: Pararge aegeria (speckled wood butterfly)
Lineage: Eukaryota; Metazoa; Arthropoda; Insecta; Lepidoptera; Nymphalidae
Exons: 1
Coding region: 9-1526 (505 amino acids)
Source: RefSeq, a predicted model, not a curated record
CGGUUUAUAUGCCGGGGAAAGAUGCGCGCGCGUCAGUACGCCGAACGAUGCCGGCCUGCGCGCCUGAGUACCGCCUGUUGCGCUCCGCCACUGAGCUGGCGCUCGCGCCGCGCGCUAAACGCUGCUCCCACCAGCCGCCCUUCACCGCGCUGCGUCGAUCCUUCUCCUCUACCUUCUCGCUCAUCCCCGAAGAGCGAGCAGUGCCGCCCGAGUACACGCCGCCGCUGCAGCGACUUCUGCAGAUCGCUACCUGGCUCCCCCGCCAGUGCCUGCGACCCGCCUUCGCGCUCUUCAGCCUCAUCGCACACCCCGCAUGGAAACAAAUACUGGUAGUCCUGCCCACGCUAUGGAUCGCUGCGACACUAUUCAUUUUCUGGAAGUGUGUACAGUGUCCAAUCGGAUUUCUGAAGAUGAUCGGAAGCGCAAUCUCCAGGAGCACUGACAAACGACGCACGGUCCUCAUCAGCGGAGGCAGCUCCGUUCAAGCGUUGCACUUAGCUCGAAACUUUCACUCUGCCGGUGCCAGAGUGAUCGCUUUCGAGAUUGAGGGGCAAUUCGCCUUGUUGAAAUAUUCUGCUGCUGUGAACAAGUUCUAUACAGUUCCUCGACCGAAUCCAGCGGAUCCAUUAGCCUACGCCCGGGCUUUAAAAGAAAUUGCAGAAAGGGAGUCUGCGGUGUUCUACAUUCCAGUAAGCUCGACGACGCCAGCGUAUUAUGACGCAUUAGCAAAACCUCAUUUAGAAGUGCUCGGAUGCCAAUGUUUUGUGCCAUGUGCUCGUGAUGUCGUCACGUUAGAUGACCCGUUGGAGUUGAUGCGCGUGUGCCGAGUCGCCGGAUUACCUACACCCCAGUUCUGGGUGGUGACCAGUGAGGAGGACGUUCGAGCUUGGUACGAAAGCGGGGCAUCUAAGGAAGGGUACCGUCACUUUAUUGCCAGCGCGGGGGCGCGUGGUGCCAGGGAUCGUCUACGGUUUGUUAUGCCUGAAGACAGAACACACUUCAGAUUUCCGAGAGAGAUAAGCGCAGAGAAACCGUGGGUGAUCGUGAGGGAGCCUAAGGGAGAAAAGAUGGUAACUUGUACGACAUUGAAAGAAUCGCGUGCAGUGAAUAAUGUGACCUGUCGUGUUGAUCCUACGAGGAAAGGCUUGGUGCCGCAAAGAGACGAGGAAGCGGAUAUUUGGGUGCAAAGAUUUAUUUCCUGCCUCACACCGUCGCGGCCUAUGACGGGGCAUAUAUCGUUCAGAUUAGUGCGCGAGGAAAGCACGACGAACGGGCAUGUUAGCCGAAUGAUAGCGAUAGGAGCGCGUGUUGGUGUGUCGUUACCGUAUUUGUGCCAAGGGUCGAAACGAUGCGGCCAUACUGCGACCGUUGGGAAGUUACUGAACACGGUGCUCGAUACACGUGAAGCGCUAUUUGCUUACUGGGAUCCUCUGCCCUACUGUGCCUAUUACCAGUCUCGAUUGCCUGAGGACAGGAGGCCGCCCCCGCCGGAGCCUUGUAAGACUCCUCCAAACGUGCCCCUCUGAGCCUCUGCGGCUGAUAUGCAGAAGGCAUAUAGUGGCUAAGAUGAUUAUUUAUUUAGACGCUCGAGUACCUGAAGAGUGCGUGGAAGUUUUCUGAUGCUGUCCUCGGAGUCACGCUCUCUACCCGUUCUCUCUCUCGGACGAAUAUAGUGAAGGUCGUGGGGUCGGAGGACGAUAUAAGUUGUAUCUACUAAGUAGGCAUUACAUGAGUACAUCCAGAUGAAUGAUAUUAUAUUAAAGACUCUUUAUUAAUUUUAUGGAUUAAUAUUAAGUGGUCUAGGAUUUUAUUUUUAAGAAAGAAAAUAUUAUGGUAAUAAAUAAUUUAUUCCAGU